Messenger RNA from Mercenaria mercenaria, 3622 nucleotides. RefSeq lists its product as uncharacterized. NCBI's taxonomy places the organism in Eukaryota, Metazoa, Mollusca, Bivalvia, Venerida, Veneridae. The transcript is spliced from 4 exons. The coding region runs from base 600 to 2573 and encodes 657 amino acids. The record is from RefSeq and is a predicted model, not a curated record.
GAUUCAUGUUUUAGAAUGUUAAUAUGUGGAUCUUCUGGAUCUGGAAAAACAAAUACAUUAAUGCAUAUACUUCGAAAACCUCUUAUAUAUUAUGAUAAAUUAUACUUAUAUGCUAAAAACCUAGAACAAUCUAAAUAUCAGGAUUUAAUAAAUCACUUAAAUGAAAUUGCAAAAAAAAAUUAAAGUAGAUCCAAAUGAAAUACUUGAAUAUUCAGCUGAUCCCGACCAAAUUGAACCUUGUGAGAAUCUUGAAUCAGAAAAACAAAAAGUAGUAAUAUUUGAUGAUUUUGUAUGUGAAGAUAAAAAAGUUCAAAAUGAAAUAACAAAAUACUUUAUUCAAGGACGUCACAAAAACUGUUGUGUUAUUUAUUUAAGUCAGUCUUACUAUAAAACACCAAAAGAUAUUCGAAUUAACUGUUCACAUUAUAUUUUAUUUGAAAGUCCAGGUAAAAUGGAAAAUAAUAGGAUUUGUGAUGAACAAAAUAUAGAUCGUGAUACUUUUGCUAAUGCAACAAAUCAAAAAUAUGAUUUCUUAUAUAUUGACAAACCAAGGAAGUUUUUAAGAAAAAACUUUACUGGUAAUAUAUAAUAAUUAUAUAAUGGGAGUUUUUAAUGAUGUAAAACAAAUUAAUCAACCUGACAGUAUAAGUAAAGUUAAAUUUGAUAUUGAUUUAAGUGAUUAUGCUAUUAAAAAACAAUUCAAAAAGCUUAAAAAGGAAACGGAAUCGUAUCUUCACAGAAAUAAGGAACUUGAUAACACAAUGAACAGAGCAUUAGAUAUGGGAGGUAAUGAAAUAAUCAACCUAGGAAAUCCAGAUAAACCCAACGAUGCAGUUUCAAGACGAUUUAUGUUUAAAAAAGUUCAAAGUGUAAUAGAUGACUAUAAUCUUGAAGAUAUCAAAUCUAUAAAACAAACACUAGAAGUAGAAGUAAAGAAUAUUGAAGAAUUAACAAAAGAUUUUAAAAAGAAUUCAUUAUUAAUUAAUCAAUUACAAGGUAAAAUUGAAGAAGAAAUGAAAGCUAUGGUUGAUUCUAUUAAAGAACUUGAAGAGAAAUCUGAUUUGACAGAUGACAACAUAAAAGAAGUAUUUCGAGUUAAUUUAAACAUUUUAUUCACUCAAGUUCAAGAAUUAAAAGAUAGUAUGAUUAAACAUGAAGAACUAAAAGACAAGAUUAUUGAAGCUGAGAAAAAGUUACAAAAUAUGUAUCAGUUAGAAAUCAGAACAGAAAUAAAUAAACUAAAUACUGAAAUGGCAAAAGGGAAUCAAGAUUUACUCGAUACAUUUUCAAAUAAAUUUGCAGAAUAUAAAUCUGAAUUGGAAAAGGCAGCUUCACAAAGAGGUGAUGAUCAUGAUACAGCAUUAGAUAACCUUAAAAAAGAAAUUAAUUCUAAAAUAGAUGACUUUAAAAAACAAAUUCGAAAUUGGAUUAGUAUUGUUGACAACCGUCACAAUUUAAAAUAUGCAGAAUUAAGUAAUAUUACAAAAAAAAUACAAGAAGAUAUUAAUGAAUUUAAUGAUAAAAUUAAAAAAAUAAUAAAUGAUCUGGACUCUGUAGUUGAAAAAUCAGCUAAACAAGAAGAAGCAAUUAAGAUAAUUAAUGAUCAAAUUAAAAAAAUAAUAAAUGAUUUGGACUCUGUAGUUAAAAUAUCAGCUAAACAAGGAGAAUCAAUCACUGCUAAUACCCAAGUAAUUACUGCUAAUACUAAAGCAAUAACCGCUAAUGUCGAAGAAAUUACCACUAAUACCCAAGAAAUUACAAAAGUAAAAAAUGUUUUCUUAAAACAAGAAACACAAUUAGCUAGAACAAAGGCUACUGUUGACAAUUUAUCUGCUUCUGAAGUUGCUACAACAAAACGAGUUGAUGAUUUAGCUGAAAUAAUUCUUAAACUUAAAAAGAAAGACAGGAAAAUAGAAAAAAGGGUAGAGGAAGUGAGACAUGAAGCGUUUCUCUUUGAAUACUAUUAUAAUCAUACUUUUGAUUACAUACAAAUGAAAAAGUAUUUUGACCGUCGUGGUGCCUGGAUACAUUCAACAUAUAAAAAUAUGGCCGAUCUGAACUAUUUAAAUAUAUUUGAAAUAAGGCCUGGAAUUAUCGUAGAUUAUAAAGAUUUUAUAAACACAAACCAAGAAUAUAAAAUAGAUGUACUAGAUAUGCUUUUGAGUGGUGUGUUUAUAGUCAGAAAAACCGGAACUUAUAUAAUAGAUAUUAAGAUUUUAUUAAAGGGUGCAAGCUCCCCGGGUGAACCGUAUAAACCGACUAAAAGCCCAAUAUCACAUUUUAUAUUUAGGUGGCGAAAUAAUAGGCCUCAGGAUGAUGUUUUACUUUUUGGUAUAUUUGAUAAUGUAAAUAUAACAGCUGAGGCAGCUGAGGACUUUGAUACUGAUAAGUUAAUAUCUAUGUAUAAGAAAAAAAUUAAAAUUUAUCUAAAACAAGGAACAAUGUUUGAUAUUCACCCGUAUGACGAUUCAGCAUUUACAGAAUUAACAUUUAUGCUUUUGAUGGGCAGUUACAUCAAAUUCUACAUAUCAGAUGAACCUGUAUCCUAUGAUAGAAACAGCCUUUUGGAUUAAAGGUUUAAUUACUAUGUGUACCCUAAUAAUAUACUUACUAAUUGAAAAUAAGAUCAAAUAUGUUGUAUAAACAACUCCUCGAUAUAUGUUUAUCUUAAAAGGAAUGCAAUAAAUCGUCUGUUUAACUUAUAAUAUUGAUUGUAAACACACCGUGUGUCACCAAAUUACAAAGCUAUAAUCUAUACGUUUAAUGGUUUUAAAAAUUUUUAUGAAUUACAGCGUAAUUCUCAAUAAACUGUUUCAACAAAAACUGACACAUAUGUCGUCUGCGAAACGUUCUAUACUAAGGUCAUUAAGUGCAGACGGAUUACAGCGUAAUUCUCAAUAAACUGUUUCAACAAAAACUAUUUAUCAACACCGGUGUCAUUUUCAAGUUUAUCAAUAUCAACAACUUUAAACAAAUAUUGGUUUAAUGCACCGGUGCCGCUUUAUUGAUUAUUGCAAAUAACAGCUAAUAAAAGGAAUGUGAUAAUGAAUCGUCUGUUUAACUGCGGUAUAAUAGUUAGUAUAUAAAUAAGAAAUUCGGAAGUAAUAUUACAGGAGUUGUGGUACAGACGGCUACUCGGGAGCUGAAAGUUUAUCAAAUGAAUAUACUGGUCAGAAGAAAUGCACUGGCGAAGCAGUAGUGAUGAAUCGUGUAAACUACGAUACAAAUUUUGAAGUUGCUGAUGUUGCUGAUACAGAGAGGAGAAGUUAUAAUUAUGAUGUCAAAGAGAGGAUGAAGCGUAGCAGCACAGACGAUACCGACAGCAGCAAUUCUCAAAACACGGAAAGUGAAAGCACGGAAAAUACUGAAAACACGGAAAGUACCAACAACAACAACAGUACCAACAGCAAAGACAGUACCAACAGUGCCGAAAGUACCGGAAGCACGACAGAUUAGAAAUGAAGCCUGUAACUGCAGAAAUAAAGACUAAGAUGAAGAAGCAAAACAAAACCAAACUUUUUUUCUAUGUUAAACUGCCCCUGUUAUUGAUCAACAUCAUUUCAUGUUUCAUGUUAAUUAUUAGUUGUUUUUUCCUGUAAUAAAUGGCGCAAAACAAAAAACA